Lactuca virosa is the source of this 242-nucleotide messenger RNA. The record is from the annotation of a GenBank genome assembly. Lineage: Eukaryota; Viridiplantae; Streptophyta; Magnoliopsida; Asterales; Asteraceae.
AACGAAUGCCCACCCAUGAUCCAACCCAGGCACCCACCUUCUUCCAUUCUCUCAGAAACAAACUCCGCUCCCUUGUUCCUCGUUUCCGCCAUUCAACGCUGCCGUUCGUCCUCGCCAGCUUCAAGCUUCAUCAGCCUCUCCCCAGUUCUUCACUACUUCUGUUCAUCUCUUUGCAACUCUUCUGUGGAUUUGUGAUUGAUCAAGCGAUUCAUCUUUGGGUCGCAAUUUUUAGUGAAAAAUGA